Messenger RNA from Bombus impatiens (common eastern bumble bee), 3281 nucleotides. RefSeq lists its product as uncharacterized. Bases 392 to 1405 code for a protein of 337 amino acids. NCBI's taxonomy places the organism in Eukaryota, Metazoa, Arthropoda, Insecta, Hymenoptera, Apidae. The record is from RefSeq and is a predicted model, not a curated record. The transcript has 4 exons.
ACUUUGGCUUUUAAGGAAAUAAGAUUUGUAAUAUUAGUAACGGGAAGAACGCAGCAGUGAGUAAAUUGUUGCUUGGAAACCUUGCAAUAUUAUUACCGUCACAUUCAGGAAUCAUUGAGGAUACUCGAGGAAUAUGGUAUAUCGCAGAUGUGUUUGCCCUAGAGCCUUUAGCGGUUAGCCAAGAAAAUCAUUUUGGUCAUCCAGAGGACUCAUUAGCCUUUGUGCGUUCAGUCGGAAACUGAACGACAUAUAAAAUACCUACUGUUUAAAUCGCAGUCCAGAACUAGGUGCAGUUAUACUCAGAGCUGAAGAGGCCUUGAUAGUUAUUUUCGUACUCUUUCUAUGGGCUGCGGCAAUUGCAUUAUUCUUCAAUCGAUGGGGCAAGAUAAGAAUGUUGGAACCAUCUCAACCGAAAUUCCUGCCACAAGACGAACAAAAUUGUACCACGAUUGAACAAAAUCAACUACAGAGAUGCUUGACCCGAAUGCAGCUAUCUUACAUCAUUUUCCACCAAAUCGAGAACCGACGCACAUUCUCGAAAUGCAAUAUUCUUUGCGAAGAGUGUCCAAUAAAGCACGACUCGAACUACGCUUUGGGACAAAUGAGACCGAGGCAAAACAGUGCGUUCAUUGGUUCCAGCGUGUCCUUUCUCCCAGGUGGCGGAGGUACAGCGCGUCGCACGAAAAGCGCGUUCGACCUUCAAUUUUCCGUGUUUACGGAAAAUAACACGCUCGACUCCUUCAGUGAACAGGAUACUUUAAAGAAUUUUAAGCCGGCCUGCGAUUCCACGAAAUUAUUGCUAGACGAACGAAAGACAAGCGUCUAUCAGCUGGACAAAACCGGGACAACCAAAUCUUUUUGUCGAAACAGAGGAAUAAGUGUUUGUCAAUUCGAUACUUCGCCAAAAUUAUGGCAACGAGAUCGUGGAAUGAGCAUCUGCCAGUUCGAUAGGAUGGAGGUUCUCGCCAGGCCAUUGCAGAGAGAUCGCGGUGGAAGUAUCUGUCAAUUCGACAGAAUGGACGUAUUAGCCAGAUCACUGCAGAGAGAUCGCAUAGGUAGUGCUUACCAUUUUGACAGAAUGGAUGUGUUGGCCAGACCUAAUGUAACUCUUGAUAAAUUCUUGUUGAGAGAAAAACGCGUUAGUAUGUGCAACCUUUUGGGAAAAAAUGAGAAAACGACAGAAGGAAUUCAAAUGGAACGGCAUUUAAGCAACGGCAACGUUGGGAAAAUCGGGGAAAAAGAUACAUCGGGCGAGGAAGAGAGAGGCAGGAUUAUGGCGGAGGAACAAAAGACAUUUAUUAAGCAAAUACCCAAAGAGAAGAAAAAUAGCUUUUGUCGAUCGAACCAACCAUCUUGCAGCCAAACUUCUGAUACUGCAUUUGGAUAUAAAGGUACUUGCGUGUAGCGUGAGAACUUGUAGAAUUCGUCAAGGAAGAGCUGCAAUUGUGUGACACAAUUUCCAAGAUAAUGGUUUUGUUCGGAAACGAUCUCAAGAUUGACAUUCUUGCGAAUAUAUCAUACAUAUGUAUGUAUAUAUAACGAAUUAAUUACUCGUUUUGAACAGAAUUAACAUUGUAUUUAAAUAUUAAGUAUGUAUAUUGCUUUUGAUAUGAACACUUUCAGUUCGCUUAUAUUGUUUCCUGUAAAUGAAAUGUUGGACAAAUUUCUAAGAGAAACAUGAAAUUAAAUAUUGUACAGAAUAACCCAGGUCAGUAUUUUACCAAAUUAUUAAAAAACAAAUAUCUUACACGUAUUUUUAAAUUUAUAAGGAGGAACGACUCGUUACUGAACGAUCGUACUAAAUUUAUAUGAAAAAAUUAUAUAAUCUGUACAGCUAACAGCUAAAAAAUAUUUUGUCAGGAUAAAAAAAUGUCAUGGAAAUAGAUGAAAACUACAAAUUACAAUAAAAUUCAAGGAAUUAAAAAAUAAUGAUAAUAAACAACGUGAUAAUCUGUCUUUCAAAUAUAGAGGAAAGAUACAAAUAUCUCGUAUUUUAUUUAUUCUUUCGAAUUUUUAUUAUGUUAUUCGAAUUCAUUCUUAUCCUAUUGUAUAUUUAUCCAUUAGUGAUGAAUAACAUUUGAUUUAUCAUUUUUAUUCGAAUUUUCAGUAUCCAAAUAACUUUUUUACUAUAUCUUACUAUCCCUUACUAUAAUGUAAUAAUGUAAUAAUUUGAAGUGCGAGUACUAAAUGAUAACAGUUGCAACGUUGUAAAUAAGUAGUUGACCGGAUUUAUAAAGAAAGAUAUUCUUUUAAGCAUUGCAAUUUAUACUUCUUUUCUCAAAUGAAAUAUAUUUACUAAAAUCUACUAUAGUUUUAGUCUUCAGCUAUUAAAGUGAAAGAUAUUCAAAGAAUAUUCGAUUUCAAAAACUACAGCGAGUCACGAAUAAAGCAACUAAUCAUAUUCAAAAUCAUAUAGUAAAGGUAUUGUUGAAAAGAGAAAUUGAAUAUACUAAAUAUUCUGCCGUCUUCCAUAUAAAUUUAUUACAAAAAAAUUUUAAUUUAUUAUUUAGUUACAAUGCAUCCAUUUAUAACUGUCAUCUACUGAAAGACUAGCUAUUAAAUGUUGUACGGGAAAGCCGUUUUAUAUUUCCAAGUCAACCGUGUUUUAUAUCUCACAAAAAGCAACAUCUACAUAUUCGAGAAUGGCAAUAUAUUUUUAAAUGUAAACUACUGUUAAGCAAGUGCUACUUGUAUAAUUAUCGAAAAGAUAAGUUAUCCAUUGAUUUAUGUUAUUAUUUACUUUUUUCUAUGUAAUUUAUGUAUAAUUUGAGACCACUUCUGCAAAAAGAACCUUGAUAACCUUAUAUCACUAUAUAUAAUUAGCUAUUUAUAUAAUUUAUAGCAUUUAAUUUCCGACAGUCUAGGAGUAAUAAAGUUUCAUCUCUUCAAUUGUAGAAAAACCUGGAACUUUAACAUUCUUCGAUCGUCUAAAACCUCCAUUUUCCAUCAAAUAUGUUUUUGAAUUAGAAAAGUUCGUUUGCGAUAGAUAAAUAAUCUUUAUCACUAAUUGUAUCUAUAUAAAAUCUAAAUUUGUGAGUCUUCUCAAGCGCAAUAAGUAUUAUUAAGUUUUACUGCAAAAUAUUACAUCGUUUACACAGAAUUAAUCACAUUUAUUGCAAAAUUUCAAAGUUUAAUAUAUAAUAAUAAAUAAUAAUAAUAUAGUGCAAUUUUUCAGCGUUUCUUUAUUAAAAUCAAAAAUCAAAUUAAAACUUAAGAAAAAUAUUCCUCGGGCCCAGCAAACUUCUCUACACGAACCUAUGGAGCAUCCUAUGCACGAGAGC